Salarias fasciatus (jewelled blenny) is the source of this 733-nucleotide messenger RNA. RefSeq names its product cysteine-rich protein 2-like. The record is from RefSeq and is a predicted model, not a curated record. The transcript is spliced from 8 exons. The coding region runs from base 67 to 678 and encodes 203 amino acids. Lineage: Eukaryota; Metazoa; Chordata; Actinopteri; Blenniiformes; Blenniidae.
CUCCACCUCAUCUUCUUCCUCCUCCUCCUCUUCCUCCUCUUCAUCCUCAUCUUCCUCACUCCAGCGAUGGCGUCCAAAUGUCCAAAAUGUGAGAAGACAGUGUAUUUUGCGGAAAAAGUUUCAUCUUUAGGAAAAGACUGGCACAAGUUCUGCCUGAAAUGCGAGCGCUGCAACAAAACCCUGAAUCCAGGAGGCCACGCCGAGCACGACGGGACGCCGUACUGCCACAAGCCGUGCUACGCUGCCCUGUUUGGACCAAAAGGCGUGAACAUCGGCGGAGCCGGGUCCUACGUGUACGACGCUCCCGUCAACGAAGCCCCCGCUGCCGUUUCCGUGGAGACGGACGCCAAACCUGAGGAGAAGAAAGCCCCGACACGGGGACCGGUGAAGGCUGCCAGCUUCUCCUCCUUCUCCGGCGGGCCGAACAUCUGUCCCAGGUGUAACAAGACGGUCUACUUCGCCGAGAAGGUGUCGUCCCUGGGGAAGAACUGGCACCGGCCGUGCCUCCGCUGUGAGCGCUGCAGCAAGACUCUGGCGGCGGGAAGCCAUGCAGAGCACGACGGACAACCUUACUGCCACAAACCCUGCUACGCCGUGCUGUUCGGGCCCAAAGGCGUGAACACCGGCGGCGUGGGCAGCUACAUCUACGACGAUCCGGAGGCGGAGGAGAAGCCAUGAGAGCGCCUUCAGACGACCGCGGAACCGGACGGACCUCCCGCUCUUCACGUCCUCU